Messenger RNA from Magnusiomyces paraingens, 1047 nucleotides. RefSeq lists its product as uncharacterized. The transcript has 3 exons. Bases 1 to 1047 code for a protein of 348 amino acids. Lineage: Eukaryota; Fungi; Ascomycota; Dipodascomycetes; Dipodascales; Dipodascaceae. Gene Ontology annotation, molecular function: serine-type endopeptidase activity. The record is from RefSeq and is a predicted model, not a curated record. Gene Ontology annotation, cellular component: membrane.
AUGGUGGUGAUUGCACGUAAGAAUCCCCUUGACUCGAUGGUGGCGUCGUUGAAGGUUAUUCCUCCUGCGCUGACGGGUGGGCUUUUGAUAUUCAUGACAAUUUUGUUUUUUGUGGGAGUAUUUGUUCCUGGGUUUAACGAUUCAUUAAAGCUUCAACGAAGUACUUUUGCUAACUUUGAGCUCAACAGACUUACCUUCUACCCAAUGCUCCACCUGUCUCUGCUACAUCUUGUAAUGAACGGGUGGAUGCUGUUGCCACUACUCUCUGCAUUUGAACUUCAAAAUGGUACAGUACGGACUGGCAUUGUUCUUAAUGCUCUUGGAACUGUAACUGGUGUUGCAUAUGUUCUUUUAAGCUUUGUAUUUUUCCCCAAUAGCUCUGUACUGGGCUCUUCAGCUUGGGUCUUUUCUUUCCUCGCUUACUUUUCAUAUCAGGAAUCAAAACAUACACCCUACAUGACGAUUUCCCAACGGAUCCGGAUCCCAACCAUUGCUAAACCUGUUAUGCUACUCAUGAUUACUGCAAUUCUAGUUCCUGGAUCUAGUAUUAUUGGCCACUUUCUUGGAGUAAUUGCUGGCUGGCUGUUGGCCUUGGGUAAACUUCGAUUUAUGACUGAUCCUCCAUCAAAGGUUGUUCUUUUCAUUGAAUCCAAACUUUCGCGUCUCAUUUCUUUAAUUCCUAGUCAGAUCCAAUAUAUUCGUGAAUCAGAGGCCAUUGAACUUCGUAAAAGUUCGACUCAGCCUGGUGGUGGUCUUCUCCCCCUGGCCAAUUUAUCUUCUGCAGCCUCUGGUGGGCCUACAGCUAAUCUUCCAUCUAUGCCAUUACCUCGUCUUAACCCGAUCCGUUCGGGUGGAUCUGAGCCGGUCCGAACAGGAUCAAUUUCGGUGGCUGAUGCAGGAGGUUCUUUAUCGUUACCACCUGUGACGGGGUCCAGUGGAAUUUUGUCGCCAAUUCCUGUUUCUGUGGUCCCAUUAAGUGGUACGAUUGAAGCGACUGCUGGUUCUUUUAAAGGAGAGGGUCAUACUUUAGGAGAUAAUCAAGUUUAG